CUCAGAGUGGAUCCUCUCCGAGUGGAGCUCCGCGCUGUCACGACUGGAGAGCCCCGACCCGACGUGAGAGAGGAGCGCGUCUCCGCGCCGCGCCGCGCCGGUCUCCACCCUCUCCAUCAUCUCCAUAGACAAACUUUCAAGAUCUGGGGUGGAACUUGUCUUCCUGGGGAAGGGUCAGCAUGGCGUCCCUGGUGAACUGUGCGUGCGUCCUGCUGCUGCCUGUUGCUCUGCUUCUCAUGUUGAGCCCAUGCCCUGUCGCUGCAGCUUCACCCAGAAGGUGCCACUCCAUCUAUAAAGGCUUUGCUCAGUGUCUCAUGGCUCUGGGCGACAGUCUGACGGACAGCGCACGCAAGGAUGAGGACAUGCACGAGAUACACUCCAUCUGCAGGUCGUGGGAUGACUUCCAUGACUGUGCUAAUGUGGCGAUGGCUGGGUGUCCGGAGGAAGCAGCAGCCGUCUGGGAGUCCCUCCGCCAGGAGUCCAAGAAGAUGCAGUUUUCCGGAAACCUUUAUGACAUGUGCUCCAACCGGAACAACCAUCCAGCAGCUUCCAUCACCCCCCGCGGCUCGCUGAAUAAAGAGGAAAUCAACCAAGAGUCUCUACGAGGGCACUCAGAUCAUCUGUCAGGCGGCUGCCACCUUCGCGUGCCGCUGUUAUCUCUGCUGUUGUUGUUGUUUUGGAUAUAACCACCCCUGAAGGAAUGAGAGUAGUGUGAAUAGAUAUAAACUCUGUGUAUUUUUUCUUCCAAAAGUCCAUAGACUUUCCACUGCUUCUUCAUCUACUCUGCCAGGGGUUAAAUAUUUCUAACUGCAUGCUACGAGGCCUGGCAGUCCUUUUGAUAACGUAUCUCCAAACUGCUGCCGUUUCAUGCAUAUUCUCUGCCUUUUAAUUAGUCUCUCUGUUGAAAAUUCCUACAGUGAUACUCAGCUUUUGUACAAACAGGCCUGCAAACACAUUCAUAGUUUAACAGAUGCAGACAGGAUCCUUGUAUCUUCUGUCUUUACCCCCUGCCCUCCUAAAUCUAGUAAUCAUACGCUUGCAUGUGAUAUUCCCAAGAUGAUUUCAUCUUCCUGGCUGUAAUGUGAGAAAAAUAUUCUACCAAAGCCAACUCAAAUAGCUCCACUCAAAUACUUUUAAUCAUGACAUUCCUCUCUUAUUAGUUGAAACUUAGUGCUGUUUUAGGUCUCUGGUAAAUUGACUCUGUUUUUUAUUUUCACUAUGUUGUCUGCACACUGGCAACAAGGAAGUUUCCAUUUUCUCAAUGAAGCUCUCCAGAAAUUUGCAUAAAAAAGAAGGAAAUUUCAACAGGAGAGGGUGACAUGGAUGAGAUGAGUAAUAUAGCGAAAAACUGAACUUCAUAUAAACAAAAAUAGUGUAAAACAUGAUGGAAAUGAGACAUUUAGUUUGGUGUAUUGAUUUGAUGAAGGUUUCCCCAUUGCAGUUCUAAGAUCUGACGUUUUGUUGCUUUUCCAAAUCAGUUUAAUUCAUGUCUAGUUUUACCUUCAAUAACGCAGCCAAGCAUCAAAUCUUUCAAAAUUAAAUGUCAGCCUUCAGACCCAAUUUUAAAUCAAAUCUUAAAAAUAUCCAUAAAAAACUAAAUGAAACCCACUUUUUGGCAAGAUAAGAACAUGACAUCUAAUAAAAAAAAAUGUAUAUUGACUGUAUCUCCCAGAAGUCACUUGACAGUAUAAGAAUCCCCUGCAGCCCCAACGGUGUUUUCUCCCAAUUACAAAUUCUACAUCUCUUAAACUUUUGACAGGCAGCCUUUGUUUGCCUCUAUGGUCACGGCUCAGGUGGUAGAGAGUGGUUAUCUUGGCCCGUGCGUCCUUGGUCAUGACACUGAACAUCCAUUUUGCUACCAAAGUGUUUAUGAUAUAGAACACAUUUAUUGCGAUUAUGUGAAUAAGUGGAUAAGCUGAAAACUCUUUGAAAAGCCCUUGGUAGAACCUUGAUGAGGGGAAAUAAGACAUACAACUGUGGGCCACAAGAGAAACUGAUAGCUUCAGUUAGGUGCACAAAAUGCUGGCAAAUUAAUUGGUGGAAUCUGUUAGCAUUAGACAGAUCUUCUUAAUCCAACCACGAGAGAAAAUAAGAAGAAGCAAACAUCUGCACUAUGCAUUCAAAGAGUCUGGCAGAAUUCAUUCUGCUUUUAUGAUGAACACUGAACAGAAGAUAUAUAGGAUAUAUAGGAGUGCUUGAGAUAGAGUAAUGAUAAUUUAUACAAAAAUGAAUGCGGUGUUCAUUCUACUUAAAAAAGCCUUAAAGUUGGGUCAACUCAAAAAGUCCAAUGUAAUUUCUUACGUCACUUUUUUAGAUGAAGUUAGAUGAAGGUAGUUUUUACAGUGUACAUGACUACAAUUAUCUUCUGGAUGAAAAAGAAUCAACUUUCAUAUUUACAUCUAGAUUUGUAAGUGCAAUACAUGAUGCCCUAAAAAUAUGAGCAGUUUACAAUCUCACUUUAUUUUCAAAUCUGGUUGAGGAAAAUGUUGAUACCAGAAGCAUCAGUGUCCCACAAACAGGAUCUCAUUAGGAAGCAAAGCCUUUCCUAUAACUGAGUGAUCAUCUUAAGUGGAAAACCAGCAGAAGGUUAAUAGAUUUGGAUAAGAAAUUGACUAUUUUAAAGAUUCUGACUGUUUCAAUGUUUGUCAAUGAAAGCCUUGAUGGAAUAUUCUGGA
Messenger RNA from Cololabis saira (Pacific saury), 2675 nucleotides. It is a transcript of the gene nrn1la, whose product is annotated as neuritin 1-like a. NCBI's taxonomy places the organism in Eukaryota, Metazoa, Chordata, Actinopteri, Beloniformes, Belonidae. The transcript has 3 exons. The record is from RefSeq and is a predicted model, not a curated record. Gene Ontology annotation, cellular component: plasma membrane. Gene Ontology annotation, biological process: neuron projection extension; nervous system development. The coding region runs from base 180 to 686 and encodes 168 amino acids.